UUUUCUCUCAGGAGAGCACAGCAGACUCCCCUGGGCAAGGGCCCAGAGACCCGUGGUGCUGAGUCCACAGGUGGAAGGGCUGCGGACGACUAGGGAAGGACCAAGCAAAGCCAUGAUGUUUCUAUGGAAAUGUCAGGGCACUCAGAGGGACUUAUGGAACAUCUUCAAGUUGUGGGUCUGCACAAUGCUCUGUUGUGAUUUCCUGGCAUAUCAUGGAACCAACUGCUGGACUUACCAUUAUUCUGAAAAACCCAUGAACUGGGCAAGGGCUAGAAAGUUCUGCCAAGAAAAUUACACGGAUUUGGUUGCCAUACAGAACAAGGGGGAAAUCGAGUACCUGGAGAAGACGCUGCCUUUCAGUCGUUCUUACUACUGGAUAGGAAUCCGCAAGGUGGGAGGGAUAUGGACGUGGGUGGGAACCAACAAGUCUCUUACUAAAGAAGCGGAGAACUGGGGCGACGGGGAGCCCAACAACAAGAAGAGCAAGGAGGACUGCGUGGAGAUCUACAUCAAAAGGCCCAAAGACGCGGGAAAAUGGAACGACGAUGCCUGCCACAAACCGAAGGCAGCCCUCUGUUACACAGCUUCUUGCCAGCCCUGGUCAUGCAGUGGCCAUGGGGAAUGUGUGGAAACCAUCAAUAAUUACACCUGCAACUGUGAUGUAGGGUACUAUGGGCCCCAGUGUCAGUUUGUGACUCAGUGUGAGCCUUUGGAGGCCCCAGAGCUGGGUACCAUGACCUGUAUUCACCCUUUGGGAGACUUCCUCUUCAGCUCAUGGUGUGCCUUCAACUGCUCGGAGGGAACAAACUUAAUUGGGAUUGAAGAAACCACUUGUGGACCAUUUGGAAACUGGUCAUCUCUAGAACCAACCUGUGAAGUGAUCCAGUGUGAGCCUCUAUCAGCACCAGAUUUGGGGACAAUGCACUGUAGCCACCCCCUGGCCAACUACAGCUUUUCCUCUGCAUGCACCUUCAGCUGCUCAGAAGGAACUGAGUUAAUCGGGGAGAAGAAAACUAUUUGUGAAUCAUCUGGAAUCUGGUCAAGCCCUAGUUCAAUAUGUCAAAAAUUGGAUAGAAGUUUCUCAAUGAUCAAGGAGGGUGACUAUAACCCCCUCUUCAUUCCAGUAGCAGUCAUGGUUACUGCGUUCUCUGGGUUGAUGUUUAUCAUUUGGUUGGCAAGGAGAUUAAGAAAAGGCAAGAAAUCUCAGAAGAGCGUGGAUGUGGAUGAACCCAUACUAAAUCACCCUCUAUGAAAGAAAAUUCUUCAUAUGCUAAAGAGUCAUUGGAUUCUUCAAAUCCCUCGUUGAAAAGUUUUGCAUGGUGGCGUCUCCUUUAUCAAAGAUGAAUGCGUUUCCUUCAGUGCAUCUGGAAAGAUUUCUACAUAACCAACAGCUGCUCUGCCCUCAUUUGCCCCUCACCCAUCUCCCCUCCCCGAGCCCACAGGUGUUGUUCACACAGCUCAGUCUUUAUAUGUUCCGUGGAGAAGCAAAUGAGACCGUGGGGGAAAGGAUUACUGUGGAUUAUGAAGAUGGCUGACUUUGCUCUUUCUUGACUCUUGUUUCCAGUUUCAAUUCAGUGCUGUACCUGAUGACAUAUACUUCUAAAUAUGAUGGAAAUUUGACACAUAUGUAACUACAGACUCAGUUUUCUCGGAGAUCAAAUUUAACAUUGUCUGUCCUCUGUAUACUGUGCAGGUAAAAUUCAUGGAAAAUUCAUAACAUUGAUGUUAUCCUUGCUUUGCUACUCCAGCUAAGUAAUGGAGUCCUCCUGCUCAAGUUGGGAAAGUCCAGUCUGCACCGUAGCCCUGCCUUGUGUAAACGGAGGCCACCCUGUUGAACAGCCUUCAGCCUCCUCACUUUCAGCCGUCUCCCCUUCUCGGCUGGCUGACUUCCACAUGUAGCAUUUCAUGAGCACAGAACAAAAGGCAAGAAGAGAGAAAUAGCCUGCACUGUUUUUUCAUUUGUUUGAAGGUUUUGCUGUCUCUUUUUUAUUAGACACAUUCAUAUUUCUUGAAGUCAAAGCUGCUUUUGUCACCACUAUAUUGUUAAUAAAGAAACAUCAGCGCUGGAAUGCUAGCUGCAGGUGAUAUCUCUUUGAGAUGUUAUAUAGAAGAGUUACAACAAGUAAAGAGAUUCCCUGACUCAUGUUAAAUGCUCCCUCUUCCCCUGCCCCCAAAUCUCUUAUCCACUCACCUAGAUUCUAUCUAUUCCUUAAGAUUCAUCUCAGGCAUCCUUCACUCUUGACGCUUCUUUUAUAACUAGCCCUUAACCAGUCCAACCCACGACAAUCUUCCCUUCCUGGCUUCCCGCUGCAAGGUUAGUUUGUACCACAGAAUUUUGUGCAUUAAUACAGCCUGGUUUUUUUUAAGGUUACCUAGUUUGUUAUUUUAAAAACUAUCAUAUGUUAUGUUUUCUCCCCAAUGAGAUUGUACGCUUAAGGGUAGAGAUUGUGCCAGAUACCUGAAAUGUCUAGUUUGCUACUUGACACUCAAUAAAUGCAUG
This is a messenger RNA of Propithecus coquereli (Coquerel's sifaka), 2500 nucleotides long. It is a transcript of the gene SELL, whose product is annotated as selectin L. The record is from RefSeq and is a predicted model, not a curated record. Gene Ontology annotation, molecular function: sialic acid binding; oligosaccharide binding. NCBI's taxonomy places the organism in Eukaryota, Metazoa, Chordata, Mammalia, Primates, Indriidae. Gene Ontology annotation, biological process: leukocyte migration; heterophilic cell-cell adhesion; response to cytokine. The transcript is spliced from 10 exons. Gene Ontology annotation, cellular component: membrane; external side of plasma membrane. Bases 113 to 1252 code for a protein of 379 amino acids.